AAGUAGAUCAUGGUAUGCAGAAACGGUGGGCAUACGUAUUAAAACCAAAAUCGUAACAUUAUAAUUUGGAAACAUAUAGCCUACAAGAGUGCAUCUGAAAAUGAGUAAUGAUGUUGCAAAAAAGAGGGGGAAAGCACCCGGUGAGAGAAAGACGACUAAAAGAAAAGCCAAAAGAAGGGAGACUUACGCGGUGUAUAUCUACAAAGUCCUGAAGCAGGUUCACCCAGACACCGGUAUCUCGAGCAGAGCAAUGAGCAUAAUGAACUCCUUCGUCAACGACGUCUUCGAGCGGAUAGCGACAGAAGCUUCCCGACUGACCCAGUAUAACAAGCGGUCCACCAUCACCAGCCGUGAAGUGCAGACAGCCGUCCGCCUUCUGCUACCCGGAGAGCUCGCGAAACACGCCGUCUCUGAGGGUACCAAGGCGGUCACUAAAUACACCAGUUCAAAGUGAAACUUUAAUUCCUCCGGAAAUUGAGACACUUUAUAUGUAUUCAGUGCGUCAAAUGAAAAAUGCUGCACAGGUUCACUAUAGUAUGCAUAUAAAUCCGUACUAAUAGACCUACUUCCCAAUAUUACUAUCAGUAGAUCUGUGCAAAAUGUCACGCAGAAUAUUAUUUGACGACCUCGGAUGUAUCCAUUUGACUCGACGCAUUUUGUGGGGCAUUGUGGCAGGGCACUGCAAGAAGUGCAUUUUGUUUUGGCCAUGUUUAUUUUGUUAAAUAAAUAUGCGUGCACAGUA
Anguilla anguilla (European eel) is the source of this 742-nucleotide messenger RNA. RefSeq lists its product as uncharacterized. Gene Ontology annotation, molecular function: protein heterodimerization activity; structural constituent of chromatin; DNA binding. The transcript is spliced from 3 exons. NCBI's taxonomy places the organism in Eukaryota, Metazoa, Chordata, Actinopteri, Anguilliformes, Anguillidae. The coding region runs from base 101 to 454 and encodes 117 amino acids. Gene Ontology annotation, cellular component: nucleosome. The record is from RefSeq and is a predicted model, not a curated record.